This is a messenger RNA of Amoebophrya sp. A25, 7834 nucleotides long. NCBI's taxonomy places the organism in Eukaryota, Dinophyceae, Syndiniales, Amoebophryaceae. The record is from the annotation of a GenBank genome assembly.
AUUUUUUCAAUAUUAUUGAACAUUUCAUUCCAAUCCUACUACAACUUUUGCUAUCUUCUCUAAUCAUCUUCAUCAUCCAUCAUUUUCAUUUUGCUUCUCAUUCUCUCACAUAAAAAUAUGAAGCAUGCGUUUUUUCAUGGGGGCAGGCGCGAGUAAGAAGCAGAAGGCGGCUGAAGCUCCCUCGCCAGCCGCAGAGCCUGAACCAGGUCAGGCUUACGCUAUAGGGGCUGCGGACGAGGGGGCACAAGUGCCAGCAGGUGGAGGCGAGACAAAGAACGGCCGGCCGCAUUACAACAAUCCUAAUAGUCGAAGUAACGAUUCAACAGGAGAUCAAGAGGAAAAGUUGAGUCGCAGUGGAGGAGCGCGAAGUGGUGGGAUAUUCGAUCAUUCAGGCUCUUUUGGGCGUCGUGAAGACGAUGUAGGAGGGAGCGCGUCGGAUGAGGAAGCCGAAGUUCUGGAGUCGAUAUUGAAGGAGAGGGUACUUCUAGAAUUAGACAUAAUUUGAAGUGUGGUCCUAUGUAUUUGUAUGUAGGGGAAAGGUCAUUCCACUUAUAAUAAGUCUUUGCUUUUUCACCACGACGCUAUCUUAUCAACAGUUGACUGAGUACUAAUAAUCAGGUAGCCCAAGAUCGCAAACGCCACGAAACAAGGCCUAGGGGGAACAAGCCAAGUUCCAAUAUUCAUUCGCGGAACGGUUCAAGACAUCCUAGCCCCCUUGAAGACGGACCUGGUGGCCUAAGUCACGGCAGUGAAAACCGUGGUAUCUAUAACGGUCAGCAUCGAGCAAACAACCUAGCGCCUGACGAGGAGCCAGCGACUUCAAAACUGGUGCGAAGUAGACAAAACAGCGCGAAAGAAAGUUAUGAGGGAGUUCGUUGUACAACAAGUAGUACGUGUACGAUAAUCUUCACUGCUCAAAAGUGUCUUUGUCGUAAACUACAACUACUGCAGAGUCGUUCAUUCUGCUCUAACCUCCAACCAAACCCAGCCACCUCACAUCAAACGGAGGGGGAGGGUCCAACAUGCCAUCGCCCAAGUCGUCAGGCGGUGCCGGUAGCAUGCAAUAUGGCGGCUCCAGCUCGUCUACAGCGAAACAUCAGCCGGCUGAACAUCAUGCAAGUGGUCCGUCGCCAACCUUUGGUGGGAGUGGUGGGAGUCAAUUGAAUAGGUCCAUUACCCCGCCUCCGGGAGCAAGUCCACCACCGGGCCGCACAUCAGGGCAGUUGAACGCUUUCAUGAACGACUCAGAUGAUGACGCGCCUGCUUUUGGAGGAGGUGGGAAAAGAGGGGGGAGCAGUAGAGUUAUGAUUUUGAUUCUUCUUGCUAGUGUAACUUUAGCUACCACGCAUUGAUGAUUCUUGAAGACUCAAUCCUUUUACUUUCUCAUAUGUCGUAGUGCUAGUUAGUACCCUAUGCUUCUCCACCCCAAAUUGUAAUAAGUCGUGUUACACGUCGCUUCACCACCUUCAUUUCCCCAAGUCAGCCUCAGCCGCUUGGUCUUGUUCUCUCCGGCUUCGUGCCACAAGGCGAGAACCAGAUUGCAGUGACGAAAAACGAAGUAGUCAAAGUGAUCGACACUAGCCACGCAGAAGAAUAUGGCUGGAUAUGGUGCGAAUCGACCUCCAGACCCGGUGAGCAAGGUUGGGUGCCAAGUCACAAUUUGGAUUUGAAUUACAAGGGGAAGAGCAGAGUAUCAGAGAUAAGCCAGGGUGGUGGACCUGGAAACGGAGGAUUUUUAGCAGAUGCAGGAACGCCUCCUCAAGGAGGAGGAGACUCAGCCUCAAGCGUUGGCGGUGCAGACGACGACCCUUUGGCCCAGUGGAACGACAAAUUGGCGGAAUCUUUUGUCCUUCAUUCCAUGCGAAACUUAGUUCGAUUGGUACAAUACGUGGUGAAUUUGCUGAAUCCCUAUGGUGCGGCGACGUCCCUGCACAUCGCGUGUUGGCGAGGCUCAAUAGAUGCAGUAGAAGUAAUGAUCGAGAUAUGAAAGAAAAAAGUGCACUCACACUCAAAAAAAGUGGCUAUUUUCCUACUUAAAUCCUAGCCAAUUUCUUGAGUGUGAGUGCACUUUUUCGUUUCAUACGAGAGCGACCCUGAUUUGAUCAAGCGGUUGCACGCGACUGCGGGACAGCUCACGCCAUUGCACGUUGCAACGAUUUGCAAUUAUCCGGAGGUAGAUCAUUUUUUUCUUGCAACUUUUUGAUACGAUGACCACUAAUCAUGAGAAGUCGGGCAUUCUAGUACUGAUAUGAAGUACGAUGACUGUAAUUAUGAAGAGAAGUAGGGCAUUCUAGUACUGAUAUGAAGUACGAUGACUAAUCAUGAGAAGUAGGGCAUUCUAGUACUGAUAUGAUAAGGAAUACCGAAUUCAAUGGAAUACCGCAACAGAAUGAUUGAUAUGAAGGAAUUCCGUCCGCAACAGAAUGAUUGACAUUGUUCAAAAAUAGAUAUGAAGGAAUACGACCACAAUAGAAUGAUGAUCGAAAAAGUCUUUCCUUCACUUACCUCAUCAGGUUGUCCAGUUCCUUCUCGACGCUAAAGCGAACUGCAAUAUUCCUACUGUCCACGAACUUUCCCCUCUCCAUCUAGCUGCCUCUGCGAAUAGCGAGUUGGUUGAGAUUUUAGUGCAAGCCAGAGCCAACGUCGAUGCUGAGGAUGCCGACGGAAACACACCCUUGAUUUUUGCGUGCUGUUAUCAUCAGGUACAACUCGAUACUGAUGAUAUACCACGACAGACUUACUAGACGUGCAGCUGCUAGUUAUUGACUGCUAUUAAAAAAGUGAAAGCUGUAGUUAAUUUUUUCAGGAGAAUCAAUAUCAAGAACACUUCUGGCAAGAUCAUUUUCAUAACAUAUCCGACUACAUCUUCAUCAAGGUCCAAACAAUCGAGUACCUCGUUGAUAAGCAGGCUGAUUCUCGCAAAUGUAAUCGAUGGGACGUGUCACCCUUACAUCUAGCGGCAGCAUAUGCAGAGUUGGAUGGAUCUCUCUACAGUAUUCAACUUCUGUGCAGUACGGGAGCUGAUCCGUGGCUCAAAGAUGCUGGAAAUUUGACACCACUCCAAACGAUCAAGCGAGUUCUGAAGCGAGGUGGCAGGAAGAGCUUGUCGUCGGGGCCGGGGAGCACUGAGGCGUUGGGUACUUGUGGAGUAAAUAGUUUUUAGUGUAUUCGUAUUCCUUCGAAUUUUUAGUUGCAAAUAAGUAAUUGGCAUACAACCGCUCAUCUGAAUUGAUUGAUCUUGCUUCUAUAGGACAUUCCUCUCAACUACGAGACCCAACAUCUUUCACUUCCACAGGUCCCGUUCUGGAAUGAGAAAAAUCAUUUGAGAUGUGAUGAUGAUGAUGAUUCCUGGACCAAUUUGCUUCCCAUCUAACGUCUGCUACAGAUCCCGUUCUGGAAUUCUUAGAGCAAUUUACGUCCGUAACCAAGCUGAAACCUGCGGCGAGACAAGCCGUCCUGAAGAAACGAAGACGAGAUCGGGAAGCCAGAGAGGCCAGAGAAGCGGAUGAGGGACCAACAUCUACGUCUGGACAACGACGUAAGAGUGACGCCUUGAUCCUCCAGGACGACGAAACUGGCAAAGACGAGCAUGAUGAUGACGGAGCAACUCCUCAGAAUGUUGUCAAAGCGUCAACAAUCGCUGCUGAAUUGCAGCAAGAGAACCAGAAGCUCUCCAAUGACGCACGCGACCUUAGACGUGAAGUAGAAUCUUUGCGUUCGCAGUUGAAGCAAGCAGAAUCUUAAGGCUAGUUUCCCACUAUCUGUCUCAUGUGAACUAAGUAUGCUGAGUGCUGGAGUCCCCUAUGAUUUAAAGGGAGGGGAAUGUCUCAUGUGAACUAAGUAUGCUGAGUAGAGAAGUCCCUAUCAUGAUUUAAAGGGAGGGGAACUCAUACUCAUACUCACUCAACAGCCAGGGAUAUUAGUGAAAGACUGUACCUUUAAGAAUCAGCGACGUCUGCGAAUAAGGAUUUGGCGUCACAGAUGAGCCAGCAACGACGUGAUCAGGAACGAGAAUUCGAGAAGCGGCAGACGGAAAGGGAUAGAGAUUUCCAAAAACAAUUGAAGAAGCUGGAAGCAGAUUUGGAGGUUAUGGGACAGUUGUAGACUUCUAAAGUUUAAUUUUUUGAGAGUGGUGCAUUAUAGUACUUUUUACUGAUAUUUUUUAGUACCUGAAAGAAUCUCUUCGUGGUCUACCUCUACCUGCUCUACUAGUACCUCAAGAAAGAUACUUUAGAAGUUGUUCCACCGCUCUCCAUUUGUUCACCUUCACACUCCUCCUUCUUCUAACUUUCAAAAAGACAAGACGUGGGGCAAGAAACUGGAAGACGAGAAAGUUCGGUUGAAGAAACUGAACGAGGAAAUUACAGCGCAGCUAGUCCAAAAAACCGAGAAGAAGUCUUCUGGUGACGUCGCUGCGCUGAAUGUGAAAAUGCAAGGGUUGGAGUCUGAUCUAAGGGCCAGUAAGUCGUCUCUAGAUUCCAAACUAGCGGAAAUCACUGCGUUGAAGUCUGAUCUGUCGAAAGCCAGAGAAGAACGACAGAAGGGCGAACGAACGCUGCAGACUGACUUGGACGCAAAGAAGGAACGAGUGCGGGUGUUGGAAAGCGAACUUCGACAGCUCAAAACGACACUGGAGACGACGGAGACUUUAUGUUGCAAGUAUACCUCUCGCGCUCUCUAAAUCUAAAUGGCAGCCUUAACGCGUUACUUUAGCAACAGUGCACGUUAUAGAGCAGAAUUUUGGUAGAGCAGUACUAGAAUCCAACCAGCAUGCAUCUAUAACGCGUUGCGAAAAUAACGCGUUAAGCCUGUCAUACUCUCUCUCAAUCUUCUCAGACUCAUGCAUUUUAGUCGUAGUCCUCCACCUCCACGCAUAGCUAUAUAUUGAUUCCUCAGUGGUCUGUCAAGAACAUCUUUUACACAAAAGUCCUCCUAUACAUUGAUUCCUGAGCAGUCUGUCAAGAACGUCUUUUACACAAAACACCUUGAUUCCUGAGUCUGUCUUCAAGAACGUUUUUUAUACACAAAACACCUUCCAGCAUCCUCUUUCAUACCCCGAGCUCGAGAAUGCCAAGCAGAACCUGAAAAAUUUAGACGAAUUCACAGAGCGCGCUGAACGAGCUGAGCGAGCGUUGAGACCCCUAGAAGAGCGCAACAUCGAACUCGAAAGGAUGUUCGCUGAAGAACAGGCAAUCCGUCGAAAAUACCACAAUCAGAUCCAGGAACUGAAGGGUGCCAUUCGAGUCUACUGUCGAAUAAGUUAAGGGUAGGUUAAAGGUGCUUUUCUUGCCGCUUUUUAUGCCUCUCCUAAGGGAGAAAGGCAUAACAAGCGGGGUAAGCGAGCACCAAAAACCUACCUCUAAAUAUGACCGAGGAUCAGCAAAGAGGUCAACGCCGGAGAAGAAUGCUGGUUAGGCAAACUAGAUGAGUUCUCUACCCAUCUCAAAAGAGGGGAACGCCGUGAGGACAAGGAGUACAACUUUGAUGGCAUUUUUGACGAGAAUAACACGCAAGAGCAGGUGUUCAAGGACUGCAAGGACCUGAUCCAGAGUGCGGUGGAUGGGUUUAACAUCACGAUCUUUGCCUACGGUCAGACCGGUGCGGGCAAGACGUAUACGAUGUAUGGAGGCGAAGGGGAGCAUGGGGGCUUAGUACCCAGGACGAUCAAGGAGAUAUUUGCGAUCAAAACGAAAAACGCCAAUCGAUACGAGAUCAAGGUAAAAAUGCUUGUUUAAUGCUUCUUGUUUUCCUUAGGGGCUUGUCACAGUUUUUCAAGGAUCAUGGGAGGUGCAUACCACCCAAACCUUGAAUCUCUAAACCCAUCGCCACACAGGUAAAAUUCUACAUGCUAGAAGUUUAUCGGGAUGAGCUCCAAGAUCUGCUCUUGUUCAAAAAAAAGCCGCCAGGGCCUCUGGAGAUCAAAAGGGACAGUCGUGGGACGAUUUACAUAGAAAACGUCUCUGAGAUCGAAGUUCAAACAGCGGAUGAACUUCAAUUUAUGGUAAAACUUUGUGUCUCUUGUUUCCUUAUAUAUAAUAAUGUUUUUGACAUGAAGGUUGAAAAUGAAAUUUUCCUUCCUCUAUUCCUUACUGCACCUGGGGUCUAAUAUUCCCUGGCUCGAGAAGGGUAUGGACAAGCGCCACGUUGCUGCGACGAAGAUGAACACUGAUAGUAGCCGAUCGCACUUGAUAUGCACGAUUUUACUGGAGGUAUACAACAGAUCCAAGAAGACAACUGCUUUGGGAAAGAUCUCACUGGUGGAUUUAGCGGGAUCCGAAAGGCUGAAAAAAUCAGAAGCAAGUGGCGAAACAGCCAAAGAAGCGAUGGCGAUUAACAAGAGUCUGACAGCUUUGGGUGAUGUAAUCGAAGCGUUGACCACGAAACAGAAACACGUAAAUUUUCCUGUUUUUAACAGUUCCGAAUACAUCAUGGUAGACAAGCACAUCAACAUCAGUGAAUUGAGUCAAGCUCGUCAAGAACAAUUAAUACUUCUCUUCCACUGAUGAACCUAUUCCUAUGGAAGAUAGCUCAUCCUGACAUUGAAUCACCACCAGAUCCCUUACCGGAAUCACAAACUGACCGAGUUGAUGUCGGAUUCACUUGGCGGGAACGCUAAAACCCUUAUGUUUGCCAACUGCUCACCCGCCGCCUCCAACUCCGAAGAGUCAAUGUCUACGCUGAACUACGCUUCGCGUGCCAAGAACAUCACCAACAACGUCAGCAAACAGCAAGAAAGUAAGGAAGUCUCCAGGUUGAAGCAAGUGAUCGCCACCAUGAGCAGGGAGAUGAGCAUGCGGACGGAUCUUCAGGCGCCGGAUCAAGCCGGACUGCAGGCGGCAUUGCUGGGGACAUGAAAAUGCUGCUUCUACUUUUUAAUGUUGAGGUCCAUCUUCUUCUUCAGGAGCAGGUUGAUGACAAGACUUGAUGAAGUUACUUGUAGUUUUCGAGACGUGCAUAAUUUUGACUUUGAGUUGUACUUAGGCAACAUUUUUGAUAGAAAUAGUACCGGGCAUUCGCAUUGUAGUUCCUGAAGAAAUCAACACAGUCCUCAUAAUCCUUAUGUAUUCGCAUUUUGCAGUGGAAAAAUUGAUGCAUAGUUUCUAUGUUUUUGGAUCGAUGAAAACCAGAAGAAGAAAUGCAGCUAGCUGAGUAGAUCAUUGUUCACUCAAAGGUUCUGAAAGUGCAUGUAAAACCGCGAGUACGCACGACAUGGAGUCCCACAGGAGUACGAAGCCCAAACAUGAAUCAUACAAGAUACCCGUAUUCAAAAGCAGUUAUGAAAUUAACCUCCACCUCAAAGAUGACUACCUCUACCUCUACCGCUACAGAUUCUCCUGCGACCCGUUUGUCAUAACGAAACUACCAAUAGAUGAAAAACAAAAAUCAUUAAAGCCUAACAUCGACCCCUCCAGUGCCGCGACGAGCAGAGUCAGACUAAGAGUUCGAUGAAUAUAUAUAGACGAAUUGAAAUAGGUACCUGAUCAACACGGGCAUAAAAGUGAACAUUUUUCCCAGUAGGUAGCUUCAGGCGCAGUAGACAUAUUAUCUUCCCAAGUAACUCUUUCAAGCAAUAUAACACCAAACAGUUCACUCAUUGUGUGAUUAUCAAGGCAAGUAGAGCAGCAAAACGAUUUUUCAUGAAAGGCCAAUAAAAAACUGGAUAGCAAUUACUGAUACUGAGCAGAUAGAUAACGAUAACAAAGAUGCUGACGCACUACUGAUCGCUUUUUUUUAUCAGAUUGAUGAAGGUCAAGUCCUGAAGACGAACCCUCCCCAUAGUUUUUUGAUCAUAGAAAAGAAAAGUGCACAUAUUCGUCAGUUCGUUGUAUGCGAC